Lineus longissimus is the source of this 4177-nucleotide messenger RNA. RefSeq lists its product as uncharacterized. The transcript has 11 exons. The coding region runs from base 948 to 1337 and encodes 129 amino acids. Lineage: Eukaryota; Metazoa; Nemertea; Pilidiophora; Heteronemertea; Lineidae. The record is from RefSeq and is a predicted model, not a curated record.
GUGCCGAUUUGUGAAACUCGUGCUUUGUCGGACGAAUACAUUUUGUGCUUGUAUAAGAGGAAAAAGGACUCUAACUUAAGUUCAGAGAGUCUGAGAGAUUGAAAGUCAUAUCUGUUCCCUUCAAGCAUCAUCCGUAACCUUGGAUACAGGAUCUGAGUUCACACUGUUCAAAGAAGACAGUGCUUAUCAAAAGUGCAGUGGAUGGAAUUUUGGAUUCAACCCCAGUAGAGUUGAUUAGACAGCUUGGCCUUAUAGACAGAGACCUUAUAGACAGGAGCGAAGGGAUCAAAUGGGUCGUCUUUAACUGGCAGGAUUGGUGCGCUCAUGGAGAUGCCCCAAGCCAAGUUCUCCAAUGCAACCGACUAUGAAUGAUGUCUAUCGCGAGGUGAAGGAAGGUCCAUUCCGCGGACUCCGUAUGGAAGGCGUGUGCCAAGCAGCCGGCCGACGACGUGGCGGAGUCCAAAGCACGGUACGCUUUGUGUCUCUUGUCGGGCGCCCCUAGGGGACCCUGUCGUUCGGUUCUACGACUGAGGGGGGUUCAGCAUGAGGGCGUGUCGUCUUCGUUCAUUUUGCCAUUUCAACGCGAAAAAGAGAGGUUUUUAAAUUAAAUAGGCCUUCCCUCUCUUACGCUGUUGAAGGGCUUAAGAAAGUUGACGACAUGGUGUGGGAUGGAGUCCGGGACGGGCUCCGGACUCGCCUUUGCCGUUAAUCAGACGGCUCGCACUUAACUUGAUGGGUUAACCUUCUAUGCUCUCCGGCGGCAGUCGUAGAAGAUCAGGCACUGAAGUAGAUGAUAUUACAACCCUCUAUGCUCUCCGGCGGCAGUCGUAGAAGAUCAGGCACUGAAGUAGAUGAUAUUACAACAAACAGCAUAGACGGAAAGACCACCUCCGAAUGGAAGGAAGAGGGUCGGUGCGAUGGGGCAUGCUUGUUGAAGAGGGCUGAAGAUGCACGAUCGUGGCGUGACAGACGUCUGGGGAUGGAUUCGGAUGCGAGCAAGAUGUGUGCCGCAUUUAGGGAAGAGCAUCCGGGAGACCCGUGCGAAGCAAGAUCCAUCUUGCAGAGCCAAGAACACCGCAGAGAGCCCAGCGUGUGACGAGAGCCCAGCGUGUGACGAGAGCCCAGCGUGUGACGAGAGCCCAGCGUGUGACGAGAGCCCAGCGUGUGACGAGAGCCCAGCGUGUGACGAGAGCCCAGCGUGUGACGAGAGCCCAGCGUGUGACGAGAGCCCAGCGUGUGACGAGAGCCCAGCGUGUGACGAGAGCCCAGCGUGUGACGAGAGCCCAGCGUGUGACGAGAGCCCACUAUACAGAGGUUUGAACAUGAUCCCAGUUUGAACACGACAAGGACUUUGACAACAGCCGUGCCCGGCCACCUGACACGAUCCUGCCAAGGGAAGCGGUUGUGCCGUUAUCUUUUGAUCGAUCCCGAACGGCCAGACAGCCGAUGGAGAAUGCUGCAGUGUUACUUCAGGUAAGCGGCCAGACAGCCGAUGGAGAAUGCUGCAGUGUUACUUCAGGUAAGCGGCCAGACAGCCGAUGGAGAAAGCUGCAGUGUUACUUCAGUAUUCCCAAAAGAUGGGUAACACCAGAAAAAGGGAACCACUCGGCUCGAACUGCUGGAAAUGACACAGAAGUGGAAGUCCUCGUCCGGAGCCGGCAUCACCACAUCCAGGUCACAGGAUAUUCAUCACCACGACCAGGGCGUCGCUCCAACUGCUGGAAAUGACGCUCUCAAGGAUGUGCAUUGUAAGUGGAGGUUGCAGAGAGUUUGCACCACCACACCCAGUCCUGGAUGGAAACAGAAUUUAUGAUCUAAUCAAAUGGAAGACCGCAAUUGUCCUGAGAUGACGAGUUGUCCACAGACGUGCACGGAUAAUGAAAGUCUUGUACAUCCAGGGGACGGAAGAGGUAUCCAGGGGCUCAGUACGCAUACCAAUCCUGGAACAGACUCUCUAUCUAACUGUGUGAAGCUUUCGCUCGGACUGUGAAUAUCUCGAUAACACACGUGUUUAUAUGCAUAGACGUUUUCAUCGCGUAUCGUAUUCUUAAACGCAAACACAAUUCUUAGUUCAGAUUGAAUCGCAAACGAAGGAUUCGCGAAAGCCACGGACCAUCGCUAGACUAUUUUAUUUUCUUCGCUCAGAUUGAACUGUUGAAAAUGUGGAUUAUAUUUAUGUACUUCAUUUGAACCACAAACGAAGGAUUUGGACAAGAUGCGUACCUCUAACCCCUUCAUUUGACGAGACGUGAUACCAAUCUCACAAGCACUGGAUGACGGCAUGCUUCAGGAAUCUCUUUACGACUGAUGCCAUGUGACGACGGGGGCACAUCUUGAGGCAAGAUGACACAAUGGAUGUGGAACCCUCGGCCCCUGAACGAUUGUCGCUAUGGGAGUCAUAAGCAACAGACUUUCUCUGGUGUAGUAUUGUACAUUCGCUACCUGUAGGCCUCUGCAGAAGGAUACGUUGUAUUUUAUCGAAAUAUCUGAUUGAAAGGUGGUUUCAUUGCAAAUCUCAAUAUCAUCCGAUGGUAAAAAGCCUACUUCCAUUUUGUGGCUGUGACAAAAUGUCUGAACACAUUUGGAACGCCUUUAAAAGACUUUCCAUCAGUCAUCGUCAGUCACUCCUCCUAGAUGAUUGUUGAUUAAGAACCAGAACCAGAUCCAAAUAAUUUACUAUCGAGCUGUUAAAAUUUACUUCAUUUUUCUCCUAAAUCACCAAAUUGAUCAGAUAUUUCAAUUUUCCCAUCGAAUGAGACAUGGGGUCCACGUGAUUCUGGUUGGUUCGACCCCAGCCAACCAGAACAUGUGUUGUCUUUGAUGGAACCGUAGGCCUUAUGAACUUUCUCGAUCCAUUCAGUACCACGAAUACCUGCGUUUAUUCCAAUCAGCUUCCGAGACCUGAUAGUGCCGGUCUCCAUUUGGGACAGAUAUGAAAUUGGCAAACUCAAACUCUAGCCUCCAUUUUAUACAAGUAUCUUAAAUUUCCUUAAACACGGUAAUUAUCCGGGUGCCUUUCAUUCUUGGUUUCAUCAAUGAUAUGAUAACAAAGGUUAUCCCCAAGACCAAAACAAAUGCAAAAGAAUCGGGCAAAUUCAUUUCCAAAUUUUGAGAUUUCGUUGAAAUAUUUUGUUGAUUGAAAUUUUUCCAAAAUAUUCCAAAUUGAUGUUGGUUCCUGACCUUGCGGUCAAGUGGAAGAGGAGCUCAGUCUUUUCAUGAUAAUUAGUCCAGAAAGAUUCAUCUUGUUUCUUCCUGUGAGUUAUAAAGAUAACAACUGCCCCAUCAAGAAGUUUCCUGUGGUACAGAAUGGGUCGAGCAAGCUGUCGCCAACGUCAAUGUCUGACGUUUUAUGUAUUAAUUUGUUAUGUUUGUAUAAUGAUACAAUAUGUGAAAUUUACAUAUAAAAGCCAUAAUACAUGUAAAGGUGAAUUCAAAAAGUUACUUCUAUUGUUAAACUCGUCCAAAGCAACCGCUUUUGUCAUGCAAAUGAGAAGACUGAUCUGAACGCCUGAUCUAGAGCGGCCCCUUUUGUCAUGCAAAUGAGAUCACAGCACGGUCCUGUUGAUCGCCAUGACGAAAUUGGUUCUUUUGUUAUUUAAAUAACCCACUAACCGAUGUCGUGCUGUUUCGGAUCAAUGAGGUCAAGGUUCGUGACCUGAAUACACCACAGCAGUUCACCUUGCUUGCAUUUACAAUGGUUGUCGCUGCAUGCGACUCAAAAACAUAAAUUAUGUAGAUAUUCCAGUGGAAAAUGGUUUCCCAAACAAAAUGAACAUAAACAUAAGAUGUUUUCAACCGGACCGUGUAUAACAAUGUGUCCCAAAAGUGUUGCAUGUAUCAAUGGCUCUUUGCAUUAUUUUAGAAAUUUUGAAUUUCACACUAUUUAUUGAGUUGUUCCUCGGAGUUGUCUUUUGUCUCUAUCAAACUGGCUUUGCCGGCAAGUUCCUCAUAAAGCGAUCGUUCCAAAUGAUGGGUUGCGGGUUUCCCCUGCCUUGUACCUACAUUCUAAAUUGCCCUCUCUUUGCACAGUUAUAGAAGUGUGAGGCGCCGUCCACUCAAAAAUGUAAAUAGUUUUUGUUCAGAAUAUGCUUGCAUAUUAUCGCUGUUUUGGAGAAUGAAUUGCCCUGUGGUGUCAUUGUUUUGAUAUUGUUCGGUAAAAUCUUGAUAAAUUCUUGGA